This is a messenger RNA of Hyphopichia burtonii NRRL Y-1933, 760 nucleotides long. RefSeq names its product mitochondrial 54S ribosomal protein mL40. The transcript has a single exon. The record is from RefSeq and is a predicted model, not a curated record. The coding region runs from base 134 to 559 and encodes 141 amino acids. NCBI's taxonomy places the organism in Eukaryota, Fungi, Ascomycota, Pichiomycetes, Serinales, Debaryomycetaceae. Gene Ontology annotation, molecular function: structural constituent of ribosome. Gene Ontology annotation, biological process: mitochondrial translation.
GUGAGUGUACGGAUUUAUUUGGGUGAUUUUUUUGUGCAUCGCACAACCGAAAAGUUUUGAUGAAGAAAAAAAUCAAUGAAAAAAAAGUCAGACUAGGAUUAAUGUAUAACAGAUCAAAUAACUAUAUCCCUCCAUGUUUAAGUCAUACCAAAAGGCUGUUUCAGGCAUACUGAAGACAUUCGUCCGUACCAAGAAAACCGACAGUGUACUUAAUGCAUCCACACAAAAAGUUGUUGGACAAUUAUCAGCAUUAUCAGCCAGUCGUAAGCAGCCUAAAUUAAUCAAGUUAUGUAAAGAAGAUUUAAUAAAGCAUAAGACCAUUAGCAAUGCAUGGAAUGUUUACAAGCGUCAACAAAUGGAUAAGAAACAACAACAAUUAGACCAACAGUAUGAAAGUAUAUAUAAUGCAAUGGAAGAAUUGAAAAAAUUAAGUCCAGAAUUAUUUGAAAUAGCCAAUCAACAAGAAUUACCCAAAUAUCCAUUAGAAAUGAGACUUCCAACCGAUUAUCCACCAACCAAACCUUGGGUGUAUAAUUACGCGCCAGCCAAACAAGAAUAAACAACUGUAUAUAAUGUAAAUAGAAGAAUAAUAAACUUAAUCAUCUAAAGCUCUUGCUUUUCUUUUUCUUGGGGGAAUUCCCGAAGAAGUUGGAGUUCCUGGUGUAGUGGCUGGAGACUCAGUCGAAACCCCAUUUGAUUUAGGGUCUUUACCAAUGUUUGGAUCAACCGAGUCCUCAUAAUCGUCAAAAUCAUCUUUAGU